AUGGCGAAAGGACUGAAAACGCUGCUGGAAUGGGAACGAGGGUCUCAGAACCCUUCACAAGAACAGCUUAUUGCAGAAAUGAGGUUCCUGUCAGUUAAGGAGGCCUCAGCCAGCACCCCCAGAACUCCCAGAAUUCCCCUGGGAGCAGACACCAAGGCCGGGCUCAGAUCCCUGAGGCACCGGCACCCUCGGCACUGCCCACAGCCCGGUUUUCGUGCGAAAGUAAAGCAGAAAACUCGGGGAAAGUGGAGAAAAGGCAAGGUUCUGUGCUUGGUACCUCAGGCAAAGGACUCCCGCAAGACCGAGGCAGAGCUCGGGGUUCCGCAGGCAGGGCCACCAGAGGAAGGUGUUCUGCUCACUGUUAAAGCAGCUCCCAAUUGCUCCGUGGGGCCACGAGGCCACGGUGUUUUUGUCCUGAGGCCCAACACACGGAAAAACCAGGUUUCAGUCUGCCUUUCCCAAACUCAACGGUCAGAAAGGCCAACUGCGCGCCCUCUUGCGGUCAGCCUGAGAAUCGCGCUUGAAGGCAGAAGGGGAGGAAACUUGGCCUUAAUUGUGUCCGUGACACCCCCUGGUGACCAUCCCUUGAAUGACCGGAAUUCUCCAUGGCCCAGUCCAUUGAUAUUCCUGGAUAGCGCAGGAGUGAUGCUCUGCUCCCUCACUGCCUGCUCUCUUGGCGGGGACAUACUUUGGGUCCAUAGCUGGGACAACCGGAGAAUCUUUAAUUUUUGGAGACAGUUGAACACUAUGCCCCCUCAGUCAUGCCUACGUGACAGAAACGACUGCAAAUUGCGUUGGAAAGCAGGGACUAUCACUCCAAUGCAGAAGACACAAUGCACCUGUUUCCACCAUCUGAUGCUCCAGCAGAUCUUCAAACUCUUCCCAACAGAACACAGCCUUGCUGCAAACCAUACCCUCCCUUGCCAACUGCUCUGUAGCCCUCACAGCCUCGAACACCUGCAUCAGAUGGAAGAGGAAAAUCGGACUUGUCCCUGCUUGGGAAUUCUUGUUUGUAAGUAUGUCCAAAGGAUCCAAAACUACCUGAAAGAACAGAAAUAUAGCCACUGGGCCUGGGAGGCUGGCAGAGUUGACAGCCUUCCCCUCAUGAGACAAUCAUCAAAGAAAAGUCAACAGAUGAACAAGAAAGUUACAUUCAUAACUCUCUCUGCUCAAUGCAUUGUUCGUAAGUCCUCAACAAUGUCACUCACAUUUCUGCACCAGCUGAGAAACACACGAAACAAAAAUCAUGGGGUCAUCUUCAAAACAUAUGGUAAGUCUUGAACUUACAAAAU
Messenger RNA from Phyllostomus hastatus (greater spear-nosed bat), 1292 nucleotides. RefSeq lists its product as uncharacterized. The record is from RefSeq and is a predicted model, not a curated record. Lineage: Eukaryota; Metazoa; Chordata; Mammalia; Chiroptera; Phyllostomidae. Gene Ontology annotation, biological process: natural killer cell activation involved in immune response; B cell proliferation; humoral immune response. Gene Ontology annotation, cellular component: extracellular region. Gene Ontology annotation, molecular function: type I interferon receptor binding; cytokine activity.